Paramecium octaurelia is the source of this 252-nucleotide messenger RNA. The record is from the annotation of a GenBank genome assembly. Lineage: Eukaryota; Ciliophora; Oligohymenophorea; Peniculida; Parameciidae.
AUGGAUUAAAUGAAACUUUAAAUAAAAGCCACAAAUAUGGAUGAGGACUUUAUUAAAAAGCUGUCCGAAAUCACAUUUUCAGCAAUGCAACAAUUCAGAAUUGAAAAUUAGCUCAUCACAUUAAUUACGAAUGAGAUAAAUUUGAUUAAUUUGGAUGGAAUUGUAUUGUUGGAAGGAAUUUUGGAAGUCAUGUGAUUCAUUAAACAAAGAAAUACAUUUUUUAUAAACACAAAGAAUUGUAUUUCCUACUUU